UUAAACAAAAUAUGAGUUCUAAUAGCCAUAGAUAGUUCGAGUGCACUUACGAUCUGAUAACUUCGAGAUAUGGCAACAUAAUCCAGCCCUAUAUAAGCAAAGCAUGAAGAGUGGUAGCUAACCAUCCGGUCAAGAAACAUGAAAGCCAUCACACUUUUGCUACUGGUUUUGGUUUCGGCCACUUGUCUGUUGACAAGUCAGGCCAACUCAAUUGAAUCAAGCGAAGAUAGCUUAGCUAAUGAUUUGGACUACGAUUUGGAACUGGAUCAACUUCUAGAUGACUAUGACAGUGACAGCGACUUUAUGGAUGUGGAGGAUCUUGGCUUUAUUCGCUCUUGCCGAAAAAUCCUUUGGGGAGCAUUGAGAACCCUUCUUGGUACGAAUUGCAUUAUCAAAGAGGUGGUAAAUGUCCUAAACUCCUGCACCAACUACCUGAAAGCCGUCAAAGCCUGCGGCACUGAAGUUCCCAAGGAUGUGGCGAAGGUUGUUGAGUCCGCGAAAAGGAUUAUAAGCCUCUGCGAUGCUAUUAUUAAUCUGAGAUCUAAACUAUGCGCCAAGGAAAGAUCUGUGGUAUCCAAAAUCUACAAUUCUUUCAAGUGCUUCUGGAAGGUUUUCAGAGCUACCUUAAGGCUGGUCCGGCAGAUUCCCAGGACCUUAAGGCUGAUUGCCAAGUUACCUCUUAAUACUGGCUCGUGCCUCUUGAGUGCUACAAAUAAUGUAAAGGUCUCGUUAAAGAGCUUUCUUCCCAAUAUUAGUGUCUGCAAAAUGACUUAA
This is a messenger RNA of Drosophila eugracilis, 774 nucleotides long. RefSeq lists its product as uncharacterized. The transcript is spliced from 2 exons. The record is from RefSeq and is a predicted model, not a curated record. The coding region runs from base 139 to 774 and encodes 211 amino acids. Lineage: Eukaryota; Metazoa; Arthropoda; Insecta; Diptera; Drosophilidae.